Megalobrama amblycephala (Wuchang bream) is the source of this 1597-nucleotide messenger RNA. RefSeq names its product probable pancreatic secretory proteinase inhibitor. Bases 415 to 657 code for a protein of 80 amino acids. Lineage: Eukaryota; Metazoa; Chordata; Actinopteri; Cypriniformes; Xenocyprididae. Gene Ontology annotation, molecular function: serine-type endopeptidase inhibitor activity; protein binding. The transcript is spliced from 4 exons. The record is from RefSeq and is a predicted model, not a curated record.
UAUUGUUAACUGCAUUCCAUGUUUAGAGGAAUUCCAUUUAUCUGGGGCCAAUAAACAGGGACACACCUCCCAGCCAGACCUGUUUUGAGGGAUAUUAUAUACAGGCCAAUGCAUUUUGGAUUGUGCUCAGCAAUUUUUGGACAGACUGGAAUGUUUAUCCCUUAAUAAAGAGAGAGACAAUAGAGAGGCUCUGUUCUCACUGUUGUUGACGCGGGAUGGUGGGUAGGUGGGGCGGAUAGCCGUCAAAAUAUCAGCACCUCUCCUCCUCCUCCUCACUUUCAAACUAUAUGUUGCUGGUCAUCAACAACACAACACUCACAAACGAGCUGGAAGUCAUCAGUCACUAAUUAAAAGCUCUCCGCCUGAAUAUCCAGAUUUUUGUUUAGAAAUCCAGACUUCCUUCCUUUGAGCAUCAUGACUGGAACAGCAGUGGUUCUGAUGAGCCUGGUCUUCAUCCUCUCUGUGGGCGCAGAGGAUAAAUCAAGACUCUACCGUAGACCUGCAUGUGGAGGUCUGAGUGUCAAUCAAGCAUGUCCUCUCAACUACUCUCCUGUGUGCGGUAAUGAUGGCAUCACAUACGUCAAUGAAUGCACCCUGUGUGUGCAGAGAAUGCACACAAAUGCAGACAUUUUGAUUGUAAAAGACGGCCGCUGCUGAGGAGGAGGACCCUUAUGAUAUCAUCACUUCGCUUUUCAUAUCUAUGUUUGUUUAAGAGUGUUGUUUGCUAUGCACAUUCAGACCAGUUUUGCACUUAUCAGUAUACCUAUACAGUAGAUGUGUGAAAACCUACUGCAUGUUAAAAUGAAAACUGCUAGUACUAAAAUGAAUAAUAUGUGUCAGUUUAUUACAUUUGAGUGACUUUGAGUGAAUAGUGCAGAGGAUAAAUGAUUUCAUUUUCUAUUUGCUCAGUUUGUUUUACAUCAAUACUGUCAUUGUCUUUCUUUCCCAGCAAACAGGGAACGUUCUCAGAACUUUGGCUAACAUUCUGGCAUGGUUUUCUCAAAGUUAUGAACAAACUUUCUUCCAGUAAUGUUAAUAGAACGUUUGUUCAAAGUUAUCUGGUCUUAAAUAACAUUAUCAAAGCAUUAGCACAAAAAUGUUAUUUGUACAUCAUUCAUGGAAUGUUUUUCUGAAAAAUUUUAGUUGGACAUUUAGUCUAAUGUUUUUUAAACAUACUACUUUUUCAGAAUGGAUCAGAGAACAUUCAAAAGUAAUGUUCUCGUAAUUCUUGAAAAAUUAUUAAAUAGAGAAAACAAUCCCUUAAUGUUUUCUCUAACGUUCACUAAGAAACAUUUAAAUGAGAACAUUCUAUCAUAUAACUUACUGGGAACAUAAGCAACACAUAUUUUGUUACCUGGGUUAAUAUAUUUCAGCUCUUCCAUUAAGUUUCUUUCUUUUUAGGAGCUACUCAGAGUGCAAUGUUUCAAGAGUGAAGUUUUGAGUUACAGCUUAUUUUUCUAAAUAUGUUAAAAAAAAAAUUAUCUCACAAAAAUGGAAAUGUGACAUGAUGACUGUUGGAAGACCAUUUAUACCUUGAUUUUACAUUUUUUGCUAAUAAAAUAAACAUACUUUGCCAAACAAUUGUAAGAUUGUCCAG